GUUAAGUAAAGAGGGGACGGAUGCGAAUUUGAGAUAUUGCCAUGGAAAGAUUUAAAAAUUUUUUGACGUACACAUGACAGUUGUAUUUAAGUAAAUACGAAUUAAAAUCGUAGAGAAAGUUGUACGCGGUUUAACGUUGGAAGAGGCGUGGUUAUAUUGCAUUUGUACUUAAAGUGCUGCAUUCUACACGCGUACUUUGUCAACAGUUUGGGAACUUUUAUCGGCGAGAGGGGAACUAGGCGAGCAACUACGGGCGAAGCAACGGAAUUAUUACAGUGCGCCACCGCCAUUUUGGUGUACAAAAGUGGGGAUAUAGUAAAGCACAGGAGACAAGAUUUUAUUGUAGUGGCCUAAUAUUACUAAAUUUAAUAAACCAGUGGUGAUUUAUAUGGAUUACUAAACGUUUUUGUGCUUUAUGAAUAUAAAAGAGUGCUCGUGUUUGUGUGUUUUUGGAAUAAGAAAGCUCGCCAGACUUGGAACAUAGCAGCGUGGCGGCCACCGCUUCUCUUUGUUUCUGUCACAGUUUAGUUUUAAGGAGGUCGUCUUCAUGAAUGAAAAUGGAGGUGACUUGGAGACGCGCAGCGUAACGUGAGUGGUACAGGUUGGCGGUCCGGUAGCACCGUCGCAGGCAGGAGGGUGACCCACCGGCCCCCCCCUCGAAAGGACAGCGUGCAACACACGAGUGUGAGAGACUCCCCCGCACCGCAGCUGAGAGGCACUUAGGCGCCGCUCUUGGCUCACCUGUCGUGCGUGCAUCGGCCACGGCGACGACGACGACGACGACUCCUCCAUUGAGUGAGAGUGUGCGACAAGCGCGACACAGAGAGAGAGAGAAAGGGAGGGCGAAAGAGCCAGGUUCACUUGGUUUUUCGGUUGUUUUUUUUUCGUUUUUGUUUUUGCGGUGAGGUGGUGAGAGGUGUGCGCGCGGUGGCGGCGUCCCAGUGCAUCGGGUUUAUGUGCGGCUAGUGUGCGACAGUACCCCCUCCCCCCCCUAAAAAAAUAAAAUAUCUCAUAAUCGAAGUGUGAUCUUCAAAUGGACAAGAAAAAAAUGAUGACGAAAAGGCCUAGGUUUGAUACUCGCGGACCAAUCUCGAAUGGACCGAUGCAGACGCGACCUCUGGUCGCUCUGCUCGACGGCCGCGAUUGCUCGAUUGAGAUGCCGAUACUGAAGGACGUCGCGACGGUGGCGUUCUGUGACGCCCAGAGCACCAGUGAGAUCCACGAGAAAGUGCUGAACGAGGCAGUUGGUGCCCUCAUGUGGCACACCAUUAUCCUCACCAAGGAGGAUCUGGAGAAAUUCAAGACGCUAAGGAUCAUCGUGCGUAUUGGCAGCGGUGUCGACAACAUCGACGUCAAGGCCGCCGGUGAGCUGGGCAUCGCCGUAUGCAACGUGCCCGGCUACGGUGUGGAGGAGGUGGCCGACACCACCCUGUGCCUCAUACUCAAUUUGUACAGGCGGACUUAUUGGCUGGCCAACAUGGUCAGGGAAGGAAAAAAAUUCACAGGACCUGAACAGGUGCGAGAGGCGGCGCAAGGCUGCGCCCGGAUACGCGGCGACACGUUGGGUAUCGUAGGUCUCGGCCGGAUCGGGAGCGCGGUGGCGCUAAGGGCAAAGGCGUUCGGCUUCAACGUAAUAUUCUACGACCCGUACCUGCCCGACGGCAUCGAGAAAUCACUCGGUCUGAACAGGGUGUACACACUGCAGGACCUGCUGUUCCAGUCCGACUGCGUGUCGUUGCACUGCACCCUCAACGAGCACAACCACCACCUGAUCAACGACUUCACCAUCAAACAGAUGCGGCCCGGCGCCUUCCUGGUCAACACAGCGAGAGGCGGUCUGAUUGACGACGAGGCCCUGGCCCAGGCCCUGAAGCAGGGACGCAUCCGCGCGUCCGCCCUAGACGUGCACGAGAACGAACCGUACAACGUGUUCACGGGGCCGUUGAAGGACGCGCCGAACCUACUGUGCACGCCGCACGCUGCCUUCUACAGCGACGCCUCCGCCACGGAGUUGCGUGAGAUGGCGGCCAGCGAGAUACGUCGCGCCAUCAUGGGCCGGAUACCGGAGUGCCUGCGCAAUUGCGUCAACAAAGAGUACUUCAUGGGACCGGGCUCGUAUCCCGAAGUGUCCCCAGCCGGAGUGAACGGCGGUUACUAUGCGGGCGGCGGCGCCCUCCCCGUCCAGCAGGCACACUCGACGACGCCCCACGAGGCGCCGCAUACGGUUACACCGAGCGCGGCCAACGCGCCGCCAACGCCACAACCCGCCCCACCUGUCGGUCCGGUGCCAGUGCCCACGCACGCCCUACCGAUAAGUACCCCAGAUCCGGCAAAUCACCACGCAACAAAGCCAGAGCCGUCGGAGGUGCACUAACGACGUCCCCGGCCGUCGAUUCUCUAAACAACAUGUUUCCUCUUGGGCUGAAAAAAAAACUUGCUGCGAAUGUGUGAAUAUAUAUUGAUGCAUGAUGUCGGUCGGUUUAACAUUUUUAAAUGUUUAUGUUUUGUUCAACUGUUUAAGGUAUACAUAUCGUAAGACAAAAAAAGUUAAAAAUCGGAACAGUUACAUCACAAACUCUCAUCAAAAAAGUAAAUGAAACAAUAAACAUAACAAAACAAGUAUAAUAAUUCCCCUCCAAAGUCGCGCUCAAUUCGCUGUCUUGCAGCGUUACUUUUAAUCAAUGAUUAAUCAUUUUUUUUUAAUUUGUGGGGCGCUCAGGCGUUCCAUUUUUAAAUUUGUCCUGUGUUGCAGUUUUUUUUAUGUGAUUAUAUAUUAUUGACGGACAGCGAAAUGAGUCGAAGCUGUGUAAACGCAAUCGAAUAUACUGAAACAAUUUCUACUCCUGUUUUCCUUCAUAUUCACGAUUGAAUUUGUAUAAUAGUAUAUUCAUUCAAGCUUUUCUUUUCUCGUAUAUUGGACCGGACGUUUGUACGCCACAGGCUGUUAUAUUAAUGAUUAUUAAUAAUUUGGUGUAAAAAGUCUUAAGUAAGAUGUCAGGUGUGGCGUGCACUCGCACGUGGCAAUAUCCAUGUGGCACUUGGAACACACAUGAAAAAUUCGAGAGUUUUAAAAACAAAAAAGUGAAAUGUUGUAUAAAAUGUAGGAAAAGAUUUUACAUUGUAUUUUUUUUUAAGUAGUUUUGUUUUUUGAUGUUUUUUUUUAUAAUUUGUGGAUUUUGUACAGUACAAAAAACAUUUGUAUAUAUUUGUUUUUAAAGGUCUUGAACAUUUUUUUGAAGAAAUCAAACUAGUGCCGAUCCAUUAUUAGUAUAAUAGGUUAAAAUAUCAAAAUUUCGAUCCAUUAACGUAACUAUAGUUUUUCAUGUAAAAUUUUUAGUUUAAUAUUAGUGAUCCAAUAAAUUUGUUAUUUUUUUUUUUCGAUCCAUCUGAAUACACUGCGGUAUUUUUUACAUAAACAUACUUGCGCUAUACUGUGAAUAAAAGAAAUUUUAUAUUAAGAUUUUUCCUUUUUACUAUGUGUAUAAAAAUAAACGUUUAUUUAAAAAAUGCUGCCCAGAGUGUAUGAGUCGAGUGGAUAGCCCAAACAUUUUAUGUUAAAAUUUUAGGAAAAUAAACUACUAUUAUAUAUAUAUAAAAGUAUAUAUUGACGAGACUUUUGUUUAAUAAAGCAACCAGUGAAAGGUUUUGAAGUGGACUUAAAAGGACUACUAAAAAGGUGAACUGUGCGGUAUUUUUAUUUCGUAUUUGUAGAAUAAUUAGUGAUAUUUGUGACUAAUUUCAGUGAUACAUUUUCAAACUGCUUUUAAAAGAGUGCAUGCCUUUGUUCAAUUCAACAACCGCCAUGAAUCGAUUGUUAUUGUCAUAUACAGGUGGGCCCCACUUAAUAUUAAUGCUGAUUCUAUACAGACAGGCAAAGUCAAAUUGAAAUGAGGUACUCCUCAAUUUGGAAUCACAAACAUUAACCCAUUUAAUGUUUUUGAAUUAUUACUACAGUAUUUCUCCAAAUAUUCAUUUAUUUAACACCGUCUCUAACCAAUUGUUACUUCAAUAUUCCAAAAUGAUGAAUAUUCUAUCUCAAUUUGGUUUGGGCUUUUUGUACGAAACGAGAUUGCCUGUAUAUCGACAAAAGUUGGAAAUGUACCUAACCGACAAAAAUGAAGGGUUCCGGCCCGUUCAUCGCGAGUGAAUUUCCGCAUUCCGACUAUUCUUUACCAUCGUAUCGUUGAUUCACAGUAUACAGUAAAGGUGUGCUAUUUGCUCAGUAUAUUUUUGUAAACACAAUUUUUAAACAAUUUAUAAAUGUAGAAAAUGGUUCACCGACUGAAUUUUGUCCCCUUUCAAUGCAAACAUGUCUAUUGCUUGUUCAGUGAACUCUCCCGAUGGAACAAAGGUAUGCACGUUGUUUAUACAAUCUACACAAUAGAAUCAGCAUGUGAAAUAAAAAUUGUAGGGCUAUUGGACUUCCACGAAAUUUUGAAAUAAAUAUCUUAAAAAUA
Messenger RNA from Aethina tumida (small hive beetle), 4457 nucleotides. It is a transcript of the gene CtBP, whose product is annotated as C-terminal-binding protein. Bases 1034 to 2374 code for a protein of 446 amino acids. The transcript has 6 exons. Gene Ontology annotation, molecular function: transcription corepressor activity; oxidoreductase activity, acting on the CH-OH group of donors, NAD or NADP as acceptor; NAD binding. The record is from RefSeq and is a predicted model, not a curated record. NCBI's taxonomy places the organism in Eukaryota, Metazoa, Arthropoda, Insecta, Coleoptera, Nitidulidae.